AUGCCGUACUCUUUGGUAGGCCGAAAUGUCCUGAUCACAGGUGGCUCGCGAGGCCUCGGUGCUCUCGUCGCGCAUAAGUUCGCCGCGGAAGGAAGCAACAUCGCUAUCAACUAUAUGUCGAGCAAGGAGACUGCCGACAAGGUUGCAUCCGAGAUUUCGUCCAAGUACAAUGUGAAGGCGAUUGUUAUCCAGGGCGACGCAGGAAACAAGAAUGAUUGUAUCAAGUUUGUCGAUUCGACCAUUGAACAGCUAGGAGGAUUGGAUGUUAUCAUUUCAAAUGCCGGGUGGACAAAAAUGACCAACUUCAGUGACCUGGAUGCCAUGGAUGAUGAUGACUGGGACAAGUGCUGGACCAUCAAUGUCAAGAGCAGUUUCCAUCUAUUCAAGGCGGCUUUGCCUACCUUCAAUGCUAACCCAGAGGGUGGUGCUAUGAUUAUCACCUCAUCUGUAGCAGGCGUUACUCCCAGCGGAAGCAGUUUGCCUUAUGCGGUGACUAAGGCAGCAUCAAUCCAUCUCAUGAAGAGUCUAGCAAAAUCACAGGGCCCUAAGGUUCGAGUCAACGCUGUCUGCCCCGGCCUCCUGCUCACUGAAUGGGGCCAGCGCUUCUCCCCUGAGAAGAUCGAGGGUUGGACAUCAUCGACAGCUCUCAAGCAUGUUCCCGAAGUUGAGGACACUGCGGACGCGUUUCUGUCCAUUGCAAAGAAUUCCUCUAUGACAGGACAAGCGGUCCGAGUCGGUAUGAGCCCCCCUCCCCCCUUUUUCUGA
Penicillium macrosclerotiorum is the source of this 765-nucleotide messenger RNA. Its product is annotated as SDR family NAD(P)-dependent oxidoreductase. The record is from RefSeq and is a predicted model, not a curated record. Gene Ontology annotation, molecular function: oxidoreductase activity. The coding region runs from base 1 to 765 and encodes 254 amino acids. Lineage: Eukaryota; Fungi; Ascomycota; Eurotiomycetes; Eurotiales; Aspergillaceae. The transcript is spliced from 9 exons.